This is a messenger RNA of Haliotis rubra (blacklip abalone), 1959 nucleotides long. RefSeq names its product cyclic GMP-AMP synthase-like. The coding region runs from base 321 to 1892 and encodes 523 amino acids. The transcript has 5 exons. Lineage: Eukaryota; Metazoa; Mollusca; Gastropoda; Lepetellida; Haliotidae. The record is from RefSeq and is a predicted model, not a curated record.
AUGCAGUAUCAUGUAGGUCAGUCUACUGCAUUCAAAUGAUGCGCUAACAUACAGUACAUCCAGUACAUAAACAGCGACAACUCUACACUGGUCUCGGAACACACAGCACCUGCAAGGAGUUUAUCAGGGGACCACAACACAAUAGGAUAUCUACCUGGAGGCGUUAUAUUUAUGACAACAAGCAGCGCAAAAAAAAUCUCAUGCUGAAACAAUUAAAACAAAACAACAAACCAUUUGAACAGCACUUCUGUCAAACAAGUAAGCAGUUAAUGUCAGGUUGAUUCCAUUAGACAAAGUGUGUGAAACGAAGAACUGCUCCGAUGUCAACUGUAAGGAAAAAAAUACAUAUGGCAAAAGAUAAGGAUGAGGAAGAAGAAAUCCGAGAUCCCAAGAAAACGUGCCAUCAUUGUCACAGAAAAUAUGCAUCGUUGGCAAAUCAUGUCAAAUGUCAAAAGAGAGGUGAUGCGAUGAUCUCAGCCAAAACAAAAGUUACAUCUGUAAAACAGGAACAAGAUGACGAUAAGGAGGAAGAAAGCCGAGAUUCGAAGAAAUUUCAAAACAGUGAUGGGUGUUCCAACACAGGGGAAACAUGUCGAUAUAUUGAUGAUGAAUCAAAGCGUCUCACAGAAAUGACAUACAAUGGACAGAAACCUGUUCUGUCAUCCACAGAUAAAGAAGAACUGGAACAAUUUGCAAAUGAUAUUUUUGAGAAGAAAAUAAUAAGUACCAAGAAUACAAGAAAUAUCGGUGAAUUCUUUGGAAAACAGGUUCAGCUGCGAAAGCAUCAGAUAGCAACUGCUCGGGAAAUGUUCAACUCUUUAGUCCAGAAAGUGGUCUGUCACUUGGAGGCAAAGACGUCAUGGCGUUGGGGAGACCUGAAGUCCGGCUCUUACUAUGAUGGAACCAAGGUAUCUUGCCCUGAUGAGAUGGAUUGUAUGUUUGUGGCAAAGCUCCAGAGCCUUGAAGUGUCUACGCGGGGAGCCCCUGUUGGCUUCUGUUAUGUGAAAGUCACACAGCCGCAGGAAGACUUAACCAACUUUUGUCAGGAAGACUUCCUCAGUUCCACCAAAUUCAGACAAUAUAUUUUCAGUUGUCUUGAAGACAUGCUGGUCAGACCAAUAACGAGGGACACUACCCAGGAACCUGGGUCUCCUUCAUUCGGGAUUAACUACGACACUGGUCUAAAAGACGGCGAUAGCAACUUCGUCAUCUCCAUUGACCUGGUUCCUGCUCUCUACUUCCCUGGAUGGCCAGACACCGCUGGAGACUUCAGCGGCUGUACGCAGAGACAACUGAAGGACAUAUCAAAGAAAGGGUUCCUUGUUGUAGCUAAGGAGUGUGACAUAGCCGAUGCUAAAGACAGGGAUCUUCUUUGGCGUCUUUCAUUUUCAGCAAGUGAAAAGACAAUUACGAAACAUGCUGACCUGGACGAAAAUGACGAAUGUGCUGGAAGCACUGAGCGGACGUGUAGGAAGAAAGUGCUACGGAUCCUGAAGAGGAUACUGGAGAUUGCAAAGGACGACGAGGACUCUGCUAGAAUGGACGAGAGUCUUGCUACUCAGGGCAAAGAGAUCGCUUCAGAACUUCGUCGUGCUGCCCAAUACACCCGGGAACAUGGGUAUUGUGUGGCCAAACAUAAGUUCACCACGUUCCAGCUACGAACCCUGAUGUGGAACGAGUUCUAUGUGGCUACGCUGGGGGACCAUAUGUGGGGGAAUGAUAGUUUGGUUAACAGGCUGAAACUGAGCAUUGUCAAGCUGAAGAAGAUGUUAACUGGAGAGCUGCCGAUGGACCAUUUCUUCAUCCCAAAUUUUGACAUCAUGGCUGAAGUGCCUCCGGUUGAGAGGAAGUACCUAUAUAUAAUGGCGUGUGUGGCAGAAAGACUGCUCUGACGAAUAACACUUGACUAAGAUUUGGUUUGGUUUGGUGUUUAACGCCGCACACAGCGAUGUUCCAGCU